This is a messenger RNA of Stegastes partitus (bicolor damselfish), 3081 nucleotides long. It is a transcript of the gene cntn3a.1, whose product is annotated as contactin 3a, tandem duplicate 1. Lineage: Eukaryota; Metazoa; Chordata; Actinopteri; Pomacentridae. Gene Ontology annotation, cellular component: plasma membrane; axon. Gene Ontology annotation, biological process: brain development; axon guidance; cell-cell adhesion. The coding region runs from base 1 to 3081 and encodes 1026 amino acids. The record is from RefSeq and is a predicted model, not a curated record. The transcript is spliced from 22 exons. Gene Ontology annotation, molecular function: cell-cell adhesion mediator activity.
AUGGAGUUGCUAUGGAAACUUAUACUGCUGCUGUCAUUGGUGGAGUGUCUGGCAGGAAGCGGAGUCCUGCUGAGGCCCGUGUUCACCAAACAGCCAGGCAGUGUGGUGUUUCCCAUUCAGCCCGGCGAGAACCGCAGAGAGGUGGUGUUUAGCUGCGAGGCCCAGGGACACCCACUACCCUCCUACAGGUGGAGGCUAAAUGAGUCUUUGAUCCUGCCCAGACCGGGGUCACGUUACUCUCUCAUGGGAGGAAACUUACGCAUCAGCCAUCUGAAUAAAGAGGAGGAUGUUGGCAUCUAUCAGUGUCUGGCAUCCAACUCUUUUGGCACCAUCGUCAGCAGAGAGGCCAGUCUGCAUGUUGCAUACUUGGAGAAUUUCAAGACCCAGAGAAGAAGUCCGGUGAGGGUUCGCGAAGGUCAAGGAGUGGUCUUGCUGUGCGGCCCGCCCCCCCACUCCGGAGAUCUCACCUUCACGUGGAUCUUCAACGCGUACCCGUCGUUUGUCAUCCAGGACACGCGGCGAUUUGUGUCCCAGAAGACGGGCAACCUCUACAUCGCCAAAGUGGAACCCUCCGAUGUGGGCAACUACACUUGCGUCGUCACCAACACGGUCACCAAAAGCAGCGUUCAGGGACCACCGACGCCUCUGGUCCUGCGGGUUGAUGGUGUGAUGGGCGAGUACGAGCCAAAGAUUGAAGUGCAGUUCCCCGAAGUCGUCCCUGUCGCUAAGAGCUCAACUGUCAAACUGGAGUGUUUUGCACUCGGAAACCCAGUGCCAACCAUCAGCUGGAGGAGAGUGGAUGGAGCCUCGUUCGGCAGGAAGGUGGACAUAAAUAAAGCCAGCGGCGUUUUGGAGAUCCCUUAUUUCCAGCAGGAGGAUGCAGGGAUAUAUGAAUGUGUGGCUGAGAACAGCAGAGGAAGAAACUCGGUUAAAGGAAAGCUGUCUUUCUAUGCUGCGCCUCACUUGACUGAGAAGCCUCAAGAUGUUCAGAAGACUAUCGAUGACACUCUGGUGUGGGAAUGCAAAGCCAGCGCAAAGCCCAAACCCUCGUACCGCUGGCUGAAGAACGGAGAGCCGCUGGACCCCAUGGAGGACAGAGUUCAGCUGAACAAUGGAGUGUUAACGAUCAGCAGUUUGAAUCUGGCUGACAUCGGCAUGUACCAGUGUGUGGCAGAGAACAAGCACGGUCGGAUCUUCACCAACGCUGAGCUGCGAGUUGUAGCCAUUGCUCCAGACUUCUCCCAGAACUUGCUGAAGCCCCAAACUUUGGCCCGACAGGGUGGCGACGUUCUAAUCGAAUGCAAGCCCAGGAUGUCUCCUCGGGGCGUGAUUUCAUGGAGGAAGGGGAAGGAAGCCCUGAGAGAGAGCCACAGAGUUAUGGUGCUGGAUAAUGGAAGUCUACGGAUUUCAAAUGUCACUAAAUUGGAUGCUGGACUCUACACGUGUGUGGCCAGAAACCAGUUUGGAGUAGCGAGCAGUGCUGGCAGCCUUUUGGUUAAAGAGGCGACUGUAAUCACCAGCCCAGCCGGCCACCUGGACGUGACUGUCGGUGAGAGCAUCGUGAUGCCCUGCCAGGUGUCACACGACCCGACGCUGGACCUCAAGUUCACCUGGUUCUUCAACGAGCAGCUCAUCCACUUUGGAAGCCACGGGGCCUAUUUUGAAAAAGUUGGUGGGCGGUCGGAUGGUGACAUUAUGAUCCGGAACAUUCAGCUGAGGCAUGCUGGGAAAUAUACCUGUGCGGUUCAGACCAAGGUGGACAGUGUGUCUAUUGCCACCGAUGUCGUCGUAAGAGGUCCUCCAGGCCCCCCUGUGGACUGUCAGGUGACCGAGAUGACGGAGACCACGGCCCCUCUGUCCUGGGGACCGGGCUCGGACAACCACAGCCCCGUCCUCAGCUACACCAUCCAGGCCAGGACGCCCUUCUCUCUCGGGUGGCAAGCCGUCACCACUGUUCCUGAGCUGCUGGGGGGGAAGCAGCUGUCAGCCACUGUCAUUGACUUGAGUCCCUGGGUGGAGUAUGAGUUCAGAGUCUUGGCAACCAACAGCAUAGGAACAGGAGAGCCCAGCAAACCCUCCACAAAGGCCCGCACCAAAGAAAUGCUUCCAAGAGUGACUCCAGCGAGGGUGAAUGGUGGCGGCGGAGGACGUUCGGAGCUGGUCAUCACAUGGGAGCCUGUUCCUGAGGAGCUGCAGAGCGGUCCGGGCUUCGGAUACGUGGUGGCUUUCCGCCCACUCGGGGCGCAAGGUUGGAUGCAGGCUGCCGUCACGUCGCCAGAUGCUUCCAGAUACGUCUUCAAGAAUGAGAGCAUCCCUCCCUUCUCCCCUUACCAAGUUAAAGUCGGGGUUUACAACAACAAGGGAGAAGGACCCUUCAGUACAGUGACGACUAUUUACUCAGCAGAGGAAGAGCCCAGCAGAGCUCCGGGGAGGCUGAGGGCGAAGAGUGUAUCAGCAUCCGAGGUAGAGGUCACCUGGAAGCCGCUGGCCUGGAGUAACAACCGCAGACGCAUCCUGGGCUAUGAGUUGCAGUAUUGGGGUGAGAAGGAAAAGCAGGCUGCAGCCAGCGUGAUCAGGACGGUGGGGAAUAAAACUUCAGUACUCAUCAGGGAUCUGGAGGGCAGCAGUACCUAUUUCAUGUCCCUGCGGGCCUACAACAGCGCUGGAGUGGGUCCACAGAGCAGCAUAGUCAACGUCACAACCAAGAAGCCACCUCCUAGUCAAGCCCCGGUCAAAAUCAUGUGGAACACUUCCAACUCCAAGGUUAUCCUGAGGUGGGACCAAGUGCACGCUUUAGAGAAUGAGUCGGAGGUCACAGGAUACAAGGUGAUGUACAGCCAGGACAAGCACAGCCGACCCAAUGUGGUGGAGACCAACAACACCUCCUUGGAGUUGUCGCUGCCAGUCAACCAAGGUUACGUGAUCCAGAUCAAACCCUUCAGUGAGGGAGGAGAAGGCAUCAGCAGCCGCCAGAUCACCAUCCCCAAGAUAGCAGGCUCCAUACCCACAGGAGCAGCUCCAGAGACCUUUCCCUCCAUCAACCUUGCAGUCCUAAUCCUCACAGCCAGAACGGUGCUAUGA